Salvia miltiorrhiza (redroot sage) is the source of this 1156-nucleotide messenger RNA. RefSeq lists its product as uncharacterized. Lineage: Eukaryota; Viridiplantae; Streptophyta; Magnoliopsida; Lamiales; Lamiaceae. Bases 108 to 1055 code for a protein of 315 amino acids. The record is from RefSeq and is a predicted model, not a curated record. The transcript is spliced from 4 exons. Gene Ontology annotation, molecular function: hydrolase activity.
CCCAUCGGGGUCAUUUCUAUGUACGACAAAACAUUACACAAGAUUCCCGGUCUCGGCAAGUGCAUUGGGUUAUAAAUUAGUUUUUGGUAAAUCCCAUUUCCCUCAAAAUGGAUCAAAUCCAGCAUAAGUUCGUACAAGUCAACGGUCUGAAGAUCCACGCGGCGGAGAUCGGCGGAGAGUCGUCUCCGGCAGUGGUGUUCCUGCACGGUUUCCCGGAAAUAUGGUACUCGUGGCGGCACCAGAUGAUCGCCGUGACGGAGGCCGGGUUCAGAGCAAUUGCUCCCGACUACAGAGGCUACGGCCUCUCCGACCCGCCGCCCCAACCCGACAAAGCCUCCUACAAGGACUUGUUGGCCGAUCUUCUCUCCCUUCUCGACGCUCUCGCCGUCCAAAAGGCUUUUCUUAUAGGCAAGGAUUUUGGGGCGAGAGUUGCUUACUUAUUUGCACUCCUUCACCCCGAGAGAGUAUGUGGGGUGAUUACAAUCGGUAUACCUUAUCUGCCUCCCACUCCCGUCUCCUUCACCGACCAUCUUCCUGAAGGUUUCUACAUCGCAAGAUGGCAGAAACCUGGGAGAGCUGAGGCUGAUUUCGGGCGCCUUGAUAACAAAACAGUAGUGCGCAACAUCUACAUUCUGUUCUCGCGCAGUGAGAUACCAAUCGCGCAUGAAAAGCAGGAGAUAAUGGACAUUGUUGAUUCCGACACUCCUUUACCGCCUUGGUUCUCCCAAGAAGAUCUUGCAAACUAUGCAUCUCUCUACGAUAACUCUGGCUUCCAAACUGCUCUCAAACUCCCAUACAGGUCUAUGUCUGAAACUUUCGACAUAAGAAAUGAUAAAGUGGAGGUUCCAGCAUUGUUUAUCAUGGGUGAGAAGGAUUAUUUCCUCAAGUUCCCUGGCAUGGAGGACUACAUAAAGAGCGACCAGAUGAAGGCGUUCGUCCCCAAGGCGGAGACGGUGUAUGUGCCGGAAGGGAGUCACUUUGUGCAGGAGCAGUUCCCUCAACAUGUCAAUCACCUCAUCCUCAACUUUCUCAACAACAAUAAUGUUAAUGUAUGAUCGAUGCCAAUUACUCAUAAUCUCACUGUCUGUUCAUCUAUGACUGAAAUAAAAUUUGUAUGUGACUAUGUUGUGAGGAAAUAAAACUUGGCUUUUCUAUC